Molecule: messenger RNA, 3053 nt
Organism: Chroicocephalus ridibundus (black-headed gull)
Lineage: Eukaryota; Metazoa; Chordata; Aves; Charadriiformes; Laridae
Gene: ADPRS
Product: ADP-ribosylserine hydrolase
Exons: 6
Coding region: 25-1143 (372 amino acids)
Cellular component (GO): mitochondrion; nucleus
Source: RefSeq, a predicted model, not a curated record
AGAGCGGCGGCGGCGCCGGAGAAAAUGGCGGCGGCGGCGGGUUCGGGUUCAGGCACCGGGCGAGCGACGGCGCGGCCUCGGCCGGGAGCCGCCCGGUUCCGUGGCUGUUUGGCCGGGGCUUUGUUGGGUGAUUGCCUGGGCGCCGUCUUCGAAGGCAGGAGCGUGGUGAAGCUGCCCGACCUUCUACGCUUCCUCCGAGGCCUGGAACCGGCCUCCGAGCCGCCUGAAACGGCGGAACCGGCCGGUAGCGCCCGUAGAGAGACGCUUUCGUACACGGACGACACGGCCAUGAGCAGGUCGGUGGUGCAGUCCCUGCUAGCCAAGCGAGAGUUUGAUGAAGUUGAUAUGGCCAAGAGGUUUGCUGAGGAGUACAAGAAGGAACCCAACCGGGGCUAUGGGAUGGCCGUUGUCAAUGUCUUCAAGAAGCUCCUGAGCCCCAAGUGCAAUGAUGUGUUUGAACCAGCAAGAGCCCAGUUUAACGGGAAAGGCUCCUAUGGCAAUGGCGGUGCCAUGAGGGUGGCAGGCAUCUCACUGGUGUAUUCUGAUGUCCAGGAUGUUAAGAAGUUUGCAAAGCUGAGUGCUGAGUUAACCCAUGCCAACUCCUUGGGCUACAACGGGGCCAUCCUGCAGGCCCUGGCUGUGCAUCUGGCCCUGCAGGGAGAGCUCAGCAAGGAGACCUUCCUGGAGCAGCUCAUUAGCCACAUGGAAGACGUAGAGGCAGAUGAUAAGUCUCUUACUGAUGCCCGAGCGCUGGGAUUUGAAGAUUUACCGUUUUCGAGGCGUCUAAAGAAAAUAAAGGAAUUCUUGGAACUCAGCAGUGUUCCCAAAGCAGAUGUGUUGUUUGAACUAGGGAAUGGCAUUGCUGCUUUGCGGUCUGUCCCUACUGCAAUUUACUCCUUCUUGCGCUGUAUGGACGCUGACCCGGAUAUUCCUGAUCACUACAACAACCUGCAGAGGACCAUCAUCUACUGUAUCUCUCUGGGUGGAGACACAGAUACCAUUGCUACCAUGGCAGGAGCCAUUGCAGGGGCUUAUUAUGGGGAGGAGCAGAUACCCCCGAGUUGGGAGCAGAGCUGUGAAGCUUUUCAAGAGACACAGAAGCUGGCAAAUAGCUUGUAUGAACUCUACUGCCAGCGGCUCUGAGCUCCAAGGGGAGCGUGUUUUCUGAAGGCAACGCGGGUGGUCACCUCUGCGUUUCUGGUGAGAAAUCGUGGUGGAUCCACGCCAUCUGGAGACGCCAGCGAGGUACCAUCUGAGAAAGACGCCUGCUGCUGUGAGUUGAGAGCUGGAAGCAUGAGCCGGUUUGGAAGAGAAGGGGACAUGCCCUUCAGUUGGGGUUCAGCUGGGAAGUGGCUGCAUGUGGCGCCUUGGACAGUGGGUGCAUCUCCUCUGAAGUGUACAGGAGCAUGGAGUUUUUCAUAGGAUUUCUGCUUCUUGCUUUGUCCCACCCUGAUGCCAUUAUGUCAUUUUGUCAUUACAGUUGCUAGAUGGUGUCUGAAUACACUGACUUUCUUGCUGUUUUCCGCUACUCCAGUGUGCUGUGGCCUUUGUUUCAGUUGUUAGCGGCCUGUCCUGCAGUGGCUUUGACAGGCUCCACACCCCUCUCAAAGCACCGGUUCACACUCAGAUGAUCAGCUAAAGGGUGUAGACGGGGGUCAUCAGAGAGGCACGUCCCUGGGAGCCCAGAGGUGUCCUGCAUGGUGGCGGGGACCACCUCCUGUGCCGUGGAGUGAGGGUGCUGGAGCGCAGACCUCCCAGGGAGGUUCGCUUCCUUAAAGGCAGGGUGAAAAGCGCCCAAGAUGGGAGAAGGGAUUUCUUUGCGUUGCUAGUGGCAUUGUGAGAAAUGCCUUUGGUUCUUGCAGAUAGAAUCCCAGUUGGCUCGUUGUUACUGUCGGAGGGGACGUAACUAAUUACUGCUCCUUUGGGUGUCCCUUGCCCUGCGAUCCACCAUCCUCGUCUGUUGCAGUUUGCGUUUCCUUACGUAGCUGGCUACUCUACCUACUCCUUUGUUCCUAAGCCGUGCCGCCUGCGGUGUUAUUGCUGUCCUGUCUAUGUCCAGAGCACUGAGUGAGGUUGCUGUUUAAAUCUGUGGGUGGAGAUAGUUGUGAACCUGUGUUACGCAAGGAUCGAAUUCUGGGUUCUGCUGCAGUCAGUGACUAAAAUGACUUCAGCAGGAAGCAGGAGUUACUUCUCACAGUUUUAAAACUUUGUACUUGGUAAGAUUCAUGUGAAAAUAAAGGGAAAGGUAGGUUAAUUGGGGGAGAAUGUAUCAGAGUUUAAAACAAUUUGUGCAUUUGAAUCUGGUGCCGGUGGCUGAGAACAUUCUAGCGAAGCUGUGUUGUUCCGGAGUUUCAUGUUUAAAACCUUUGCCCAGUGGAGGUGGUCAAAAAGGGAGUAACAGCUUGGGUAUGGCAUGUCUAAAAGGGGUUUAAAGCUUUUUAAUAAUUGAAAACAAGAAGAAAGAGAGAGGCAAGCAGUCAUCAUAUGGAAAUGCUUAUAAAUUUGAAUGUGACAAUGUAAUUCUCUAUAAUCUCUCUAGUAUUUCUUAUGACACCGGGGAGUGACGGUUCUGCUCAGAGCUCACUCCCCGUUGGCAUCGGCACGUGGUGGUUGUGUGUGGGGCUGCACGCACACAGGGAGAAUCUGGCUGUGAUGGCUCCAGUUUCUCCCGAACUCGCCUUCCUUCAAGUGCCAGUCUUCUUUGUGAUGCUUUAACGGGUUUUCUUUGUAUAAAUGAAUAUCUUGUCCUGAGAACAUGUGGAAUUUUGGUCUAUCGUAUAUUUAUGUCUUGUGCUGCAGAUCCGAGAUGUAAAAUGUCAGGUUUUCCACAUUAUUCUGCCAGAGGUGUGAACAUGUUCACGGAAUUAUUUAAAAGAAGAUGCUUUCUUUUUAAAGCAGCUUUAUAACUUUAAAUGUGUGGAACUCAUGAAGAGCAGAAGUGCUCCUGUUUACAAAAUACAGCUCAUUUUAGGCCAGAAUUUAAAUGUGUACUAAAACAUUUAGCUCUGACUUCUUGGAAAGAAAUAAAAUCACUUAGCUAUCUUUGUUAAUGA